Messenger RNA from Nematocida parisii ERTm1, 2771 nucleotides. RefSeq lists its product as uncharacterized. Bases 1 to 2712 code for a protein of 903 amino acids. The record is from RefSeq and is a predicted model, not a curated record. The transcript has a single exon. NCBI's taxonomy places the organism in Eukaryota, Fungi, Microsporidia.
AUGAAAAAACAGGCAGUUCCUCUGAUCAUACUGACAAUAAUGCUAUCAUGCAUGCACAGUAGAAUAAGUCUGGUGGAAAUGAAAGGUAUUUUAAGUACAGCAAUUGAGGAAUCACAUGAAAAAACAACAAUAAACCCGGAUGGACCCCUUAACCCACUCUAUGGAUAUAUAUACCAUGCGGCAGGGUACGUGCAUAAUAAGAGAUUCUUCUCACCAGAGAUAAAAACUGAUUAUACACUGAGAAAUAUAGGAAAUCCAGAUGAUGUACAGAUAUCGUACGAAUUUAACAGAAAACCAGCAAAGGACAAAGCAUGCCCAGUGAAAGACCAUUCAUUGAAUAUAAACCAGUACUUAUACGAAUACCAUACACAGCUGAUAAAAAUGUUUCCAUCACCAGGAGAAGAGAUUAAUAUUGCAGUGGGAAGAAACAGCUCAUUUACAAAGUUUCUUAGAUCAGAGAAUGCUAAACCAUACACAGCACAGAUCCUUGCAUCACUCCUGCUCCUCUCAGAAGGAGUUAAUAUUCCAAUUGGUGUGAGUACUAUUAACCAACAGAAAAUGCUUAUCCUAUAUAACAGAGACAAGACAAAAGUGCAUUUUCGCAUAAACAUGCGAGUCAUUACAAAAAUCAUAGAUGACACGACGUGUGCAUACAACCUACAGGGUGAAGCCAUUAAUAUAAUCAAAUUCUUUGUAAAGUACAAAGAUACGUCAAUUCUACAGGAAGACAGAAUUCAAGAACCUUCUAGUGUAGAAGAGUUUAGAAGUGGUAAAUUUCUAAAUACGCCCAGAUUUCUUAUACAAAUGUACAUCCAUGAGUUUAUAGACACAGAAGAAGAUUAUAUACAGCUGGCAAAGUCAAUAUACACACUUUUAAAUGAAAGCUUAGAUGUUCUGUACAUGAUGGACACAACACUAGAAAGUGUAAAUGAGAUAGAACAUAUAAAUGACGUAUUAAAGAAAUACUUCACUGUGGAUUUAUCACAUAAUCAUACGAAUGAGUACAUAUGUGAUAUUGAAGAGUUUGAGAAUAUAUUAGAUACGUAUGCAGUCUGUCCGUUUAUACACUUUAGUCAGCUACCUGUGUACACCAGAGUACCAAUGUACAUUAGAAAGACUUCUGCGUUUAUAGAAAAUCAGAUACAUUACUACAGUAAUUGUGCUGAAACCGCUAUACUGAGCCUGUUCUUCUCUCUAGCGUAUAACCCAGAGAGUAGAACUUAUACUACUGCAAGCAUGCCCAAUGCAUCAUCAGAUUUAAGUUGGUUCUUUAAUGAGCACAGCCGGUAUAAGCAAACAAUAAAUAAUAAAAUGCACCGAGACUGGUGUAAAGUAGUUGCAGACUUGCCCUGUGAAAAUAUCUGUUACAUAAACAACAGAAAUGAAAUUAAAAGUGGAAUAAUAAACUUUCUUUAUACAGUCAUAGAAAUAACAGGAGAAUCCACUAAAACCAUUAAAAAGUUACAGAAAAUAGUGAAUGAUAUUAAAAUCAGCCCAUACAUUAAUAGUUAUACAGAGGAUAAACUAACUCGCUACUUGAAUGACCUGUUUAAAAGGCUUUCAUGUAAUAAAGAAGUAACAGUAACAUGUAAAAACAUUAAGAAAUCCCCAGAGAAUAACCAAGUAGAUGUAUUCGGAAUAAUUGAAAUAAAAUUCUCACAUAAUAAUAUACAGGGCGGAAUCGGACUGUCCUUUAAUAAAGGCCAUACAUACGCGUACGUCCUAUCCUCUGCUGUUACAUUCACAUUGAAUGAUUUUAACAGAGUUACAGCCCUAAAGAACAAAUACGAAUCUAUAAAGAAGCCAGUGGGAUACGCAAUUAUUGAGUAUAUAACGAAACAAACAGAUAUUUUUACUAUGGAAGAACACCUGGCCGCAUUUAUACAAAAGGAACAAGUACAGAAAAUAAUUAAAAAAGGAAGCACAGAGAUAAAUGAAAUAUUCGUAACAGCAAAAAUCAGUUCUGUUAACUAUAAAAUAAUCCUGGUGACGAAUAUGCUCAUAUGGUCUAUAACUGAAGAAUUAUCCCAAGACCAUCCAGUAAUUAGACUUGUACAUAACCUGCUGGGAAGUGUGCCAUUACACGAUCAAAAUACAAGAGAAGAAAUUUUCAGUGCUCUAAGAUACAUUAAAGGUGUACACCAAUUAUACCCUAAUAUAGACUUCCCCACUGGACACUCUCUUGGUAUAGAGUGUGAUACAUACGAACUAUUCUGCGUAUUCUCAUGUAUUUUAGAUAUGGAUAACCCAAAAGUCUUAUUACAGUGCUUAUGUAAGUAUAUGACGAUAACUAACAGUGCAUGCUUUGAUUGGAACCCUCUUACAACAAAAACCCUCAGUGAGAGAAUAUUCAACUGCAUAUUCAGCCAGAGAAGCAUCAAUAUCCUAAAUCGACUACAAAUGCGUAUGCUUACAUUCUGGAAGCAUAAUCCAAGUGUGCGUAACUGGGUAAACCUGUCCUGGCUUAUAUACGCAUGUAAUGACCCAAAUCCAUCCAAAGAAUUCAUCCUUGCAGUAUAUAAGAAUAUUGACUUGAGAGAGUAUCUGCCAGUACAAGACUCAAAUAUAGCAGGCAGUACCUACACAAACGCCUUAUUCACUAUAAUGAACAUGCAGAAGGAUUUUGAGGAAAUAGAGGGCUUAAACCACCCUAAAAUCAGGUUUAAGAAGGUCUUACAAAAUGCCAGGAAUAUCCUUACGUAUAACAGAUGAAAUAUGCGCAGCGUAAUAAUAACAAGAAAGUAUGCCACACAAAAAUAAAUUCUUAGUGC